ACACAGGAAUGCAUUUCUGUUGUGACAUCUCAACGAACACAGAAAAAAGACAGAAAGUGAGAGAAGAAAGACAGACAACAGAAAAGAUGGAUUAGAAGAGACAUUGGAGCACAUAAGCUGAAGCUAGCAAAAGUCAUUCAGAAGCUAUAAGGACAGGAAAUCAUGGCCUCUGACCAACACAGACCAAAACCCAGAUUGAGUCUCCGCUCCAGCACAACUAUACGAUACGGCUCCAUGAGCUCUGAGCAUCCGGAUGGAGACCCUUCCACCCCGCAAACAACCUCCAUCUCUCAGAGACGCUCCUACAUUGCAGUGGCAGUGCUGUGUUACAUCAAUCUGCUCAACUAUAUGGACCGUUACACUAUAGCUGGUGUGCUGCUUAGAAUACAGAAAUUCUUUUUCAUCUCCGACAGCACAUCGGGCCUCCUACAGACAGUUUUUAUCUGCAGCUUCAUGUUCUUGGCACCAGUGUUCGGUUACCUUGGAGAUCGCUAUGAUAGGAAGCUUAUUAUGAUCGUUGGGCUGGUUAUGUGGAUCGUCACAACACUGGGAAGCUCUUUCGUCAGAAAAUCGCACUUCUGGGUUCUGGUUGCGACAAGGGCUUUGGUCGGGACAGGAGAGGCCAGUUACUCCACCAUUGCUCCUACUAUCAUUGGUGACCUGUUCGCUGGCUCCAAGAGAACUCUUAUGAUCUCCUUCUUCUACAUCUUCAUACCAGUUGGAAGUGGUCUUGGAUACAUUAUUGGGGCAACUGUAGCUGAUGCAACAGGAGACUGGCGUUGGGCUCUAAGGGUUAGUCCUGCUCUUGGGGGACUUGGUUUGCUGCUUCUGGUGUUUCUUAUACCUAACCCUCCUCGCGGAGCAUCAGACAAUGGAGGAGCAAACAUGGAAACCACUUCAUACACUGAAGACAUCAAAUACCUCUUAAAGAACCGGAGUUUCGUCUGGUCUUCUCUCGGCGUUACUGCCAUGGCUUUUGUCACCGGGGCUCUGGCUUUCUGGACGCCCACCUUUCUGUCUCGUGCACAGGUCACACAGGGUCUCAAACAACCCUGUAAAGAAGAGCCCUGUGACUCUGUGGACAGCUACAUUUUUGGAGCAAUCACAGUGGUGACAGGGGUUGUGGGGGUGUUUCUGGGCACCUGCAUUUCCAAGAAGCUGAGAGACCGAGUGCCGAACGCAGACCCGCUCAUCUGUGCCGUAGGAAUGCUCAGUUCCUCACCUUGCUUCUUCAUUGCUAUAGUCCUGGCCUCCACCAGCAUCCCGGCCACUUAUACAUUCAUUGCUAUUGGAGAGACUCUGCUGUCACUCAACUGGGCUAUUCUGGCAGACAUUCUUCUGUACGUAGUGGUGCCUAAUAGAAGAGCGACAGCAGAGGCCUUGCAGAUUAUGGUCUGUCAUCUUCUUGGAGACGCAGGAAGUCCAUACCUUAUUGGUGCGAUCUCAGAUUCUUUGAGUAAGUAUAAUACCACAGACCCCAGCUGGGAUUUCCGCAGAUUGGAGUAUAGUGUUCUGCUGUGCCCCUUCAUUGGGGUCCUGGGAGGGCUGUUUUUCCUCAUGACCUCUCUGUAUAUCAAAGAGGACCGGAAGGCAGCAGAAUUGCUCACUUCAGGACAGACUCCUCAACCAGAAAUAACCACAGUCUCAGAGUCGGUCUGACCAUGAAAACAACAACCCUGAGACCUUGAAUAAGCUUUGAUACAUCAAGCAGACACAUGUUAAUACAUAUGGAUACACGGACAAUGAGAAUAAAGGCUUCAGGAACACUGUAACAGAAUAAAAGUAACAUGUAAAAGUUUACAUGGCAAAGCACUUAGCAUCUUACUGAGACAAAAGCACAUUAGCUCCAUUUGUUACACGUUUAAAGGCAAGACAAUGCAGGUUAAUGAGGUAUAAAUAUUAACUAAUAAUUAUCACCAUACUUUGAUAGCACGUUUUAUAAAAUGGUGUAUUCAUUACGCAAUUGAAGCAUUCAUCAAAUAAAUAGGUGCUAAUUUGCAUACAGUUGUAGCACAUACAGUACCUCUGAACAAAGUGAAUUCAGAUUCAAGGUUUUUUUACUCAGCAGAAUCAAAG
Danio rerio (zebrafish) is the source of this 2076-nucleotide messenger RNA. It is a transcript of the gene spns3, whose product is annotated as SPNS lysolipid transporter 3, sphingosine-1-phosphate (putative). NCBI's taxonomy places the organism in Eukaryota, Metazoa, Chordata, Actinopteri, Cypriniformes, Danionidae. Gene Ontology annotation, biological process: transmembrane transport. Gene Ontology annotation, molecular function: transmembrane transporter activity. The record is from RefSeq and is marked validated. Gene Ontology annotation, cellular component: membrane.